AUGGCUCUUGCGCUCGGGAAGCUGAGCAUCGUCGUCGGUGCAGGAAUUUUGCUUGCUAAAGAAGGGGGCUUACCAGACGUCUCGAACUUGGUCUCGGGUGCUUUUAAGAUUGUAUUUAGGCAACUCAAACAAGACGAACCUGCCAAAUCAGCGAGUAAACCCCACAAUGAUGCACUUCAGGCCCAGGUUAACAGUCUUAGGCAUGAAUUGCAGUUGCUGGGAUCAAACAGACCUAUCACUAUUGUUACGCCAUCAGAAUCAGGUGGUAGAAAGUAUGGUUUUAUCAUUAUAGUUGGAGUGUUGGGCUACGGAUAUGUAUGGUGGAAGGGCUGGAAACUUCCAGAUUUUAUGUUUGCGACAAGGCGCAGCUUGUCAGAUGCAUGUAAUAAUGUUGGCAACCAGAUCGACGGUUUUUACUCAUCGCUCUCGGGUACAAAACGGGAGAUAAGUUCAAAAAUUGACAGCAUGGGUCAUACUUUGGAUGCAAAUACAGAAAUUAUUCAACAAACAGGACGAGAAGUGGCUGAACUACAGGAUUGUACAUCAAAUAUGAAGGUUGACGUUAGGUCUGUUUUCGAUGCUGUUGAAACUCUGGCAAGCAAAGUCUGUCGCAUUGAGGCGAAUCAGGAUAUCACGCUUAAAGGACUUGGGGCGCUGAAUGCUCAGUGUCAGGAGAACCGAAGAAUUCAAGAGUCCAAUCAGGCCUUGCCAUCAACUUCAUCAAUGCUAACCCUUGAGCAAGCUCCUAUGACUCCAUCGUCAAGGACUCUGUCUUUGCCUCCUGUACCUCCUUGUGAAUCCCCGUCGCCAUCAACCCCUAAUGGUGCUCAACAGAAACUGAAUAUCGCUGUACUGAGUAUCAACAUUUCAUUUGGACGUGCACUUCAGCAUACUCAAUCUCUGUCUGGUUUGAAGGACAUAAGUGAAAGCUCUAGCAACCGUGAGACUUCAUCAAAUGGAACAUAUACUGGGGAAGCCCUGGGAAACGGUGCAUCAGGCUCAAGGUCGGGCGUGCUUGGUAGGUUCUCAAUACCAAGAAUAGUGAGGACAAUUAGUGCGGUCAACACAGUGCCUACUAACUGA
Messenger RNA from Arabis nemorensis, 1083 nucleotides. NCBI's taxonomy places the organism in Eukaryota, Viridiplantae, Streptophyta, Magnoliopsida, Brassicales, Brassicaceae. The record is from the annotation of a GenBank genome assembly.